CACUAAUUCCCCACCUGAUCUCUGCAGAAAUACCGCAUCUUGCUGUACAACGGGGAUGUGGACAUGGCCUGCAACUUCCUGGGGGACGAAUGGUUCGUGGAGUCCCUGCAGCAGAAGGUGGAGGUGGCCCGGAGGUCCUGGAUCUUCAAGGACGAGGACGGCCAGGAUCAGAUCGGGGGCUUCGUGAAGGAGUUCGCCAACAUUGCCUUCCUCACCAUCAAGGGUGCCGGCCACAUGGUGCCCACCGACCAGCCACGGGCAGCCUUCAACAUGAUGCAGCGGUACCUCAACCGGCAGCCCUUCUAGGCCCGGGAGCAGCGCCUUUCCUGGGGAGACCAGCCCCCUCCCGCUGCCGCAUGGCUGCAAAGAGCGGCUCCUGACCGGCCUUGGGUGGGAUUCUGGAGGGUCUCUGGCCCUGGGCAGGUCCUCUGGCAGGGCCCUGUCUCCCCUCGCCCUUCUCUGCGCAUUUGCACUGUCCUCAGGGAGGAAGCAGGUCCCCUCGGUGGUGGGGGGUGCGUUUCUCAGCCUUCAUUCCGGCGGCUCUUGCAGGAGGAACUCGACGGGGGGUCAAGAGCAGCCAGGUUCUCUUUCCUGGUCCAAGCAAGCGAUUAAACUCUUAUUUUUCUAC
Notechis scutatus (mainland tiger snake) is the source of this 628-nucleotide messenger RNA. The record is from RefSeq and is a predicted model, not a curated record. NCBI's taxonomy places the organism in Eukaryota, Metazoa, Chordata, Lepidosauria, Squamata, Elapidae.